GGAAAGGGGAAGUGACAUCGCCCUAACACAGGAAGCAGACGCAGCAUCUCUGUACUAAAGCUCGACUUCAGACACUAAAGAGUCAGAAGAAGAAGAAGAGAGGCAGAAUCACGAUGGCUGACUUCAGAUGGAUUCAAGUUUCUCUGUUUGUUAUCGCGCUGCUUCAGUUUCCAGAAGCUGAAGGAUUUCCCCUAUUCACUGUCAGAGCUGGACAGGAAGUCACUUUGCCUUGUGUAAAUGUGAUAGACGGUCAGCAAAACUGUGACAGUACAACAUGGGUAUUCAUAAAUCAGAGAGCAGAAGUAGAGCUGAUUAAACUUGGACAGAUUGUUGAGAACUCUAAAUCAGACAGACUGAGUGUUACACAGAACUGUUCUCUGGUCAUAAAGAAGCUCACACAUGAAGAUGGUGGAGUUUACGACUGUCACCAAUACAAAUCAGGAGAAAUACAUUCAUGGUAUGAUGUUGAUCUGUUUGUUGUUACCAUGACUGAACACAAGAUCAAUGAUCAGGUGGUGUUAAACUGCUCUGGGUGGACAUAUUAUGAACUAUGGUGUGUACAGACAGUGAAGUGGCUGUUUGAGGGUAAAGAUGUGGAUGAAGAUCACAAAGAUCUGCAGACAUCACAGUCUGACUGCUCUGCCUCUGUGACCUUUACGACUUCUCAUUUCAUUCACACAUCAAACUCUGACUUACUGACGUGUGAAGUGACUCAUGGUGACAAAGUGCAGCUGUUUCCCUUCAGACUUCAGCCCUCAGGUGACACGGCAACAAAACCAAGACCAGAACCCACAACCAAACCACCAACAGCAACAGCGGCUGAUGAUGAAGAUGAUGGUGCAGUGAACUACGAGAACGUCACAUCUUCUGUUUGA
Molecule: messenger RNA, 875 nt
Organism: Larimichthys crocea (large yellow croaker)
Lineage: Eukaryota; Metazoa; Chordata; Actinopteri; Sciaenidae
Exons: 5
Coding region: 114-875 (253 amino acids)
Biological process (GO): T cell activation; interleukin-15-mediated signaling pathway; positive regulation of ERK1 and ERK2 cascade
Cellular component (GO): external side of plasma membrane; membrane raft
Molecular function (GO): MHC class II protein binding; protein tyrosine kinase binding
Source: RefSeq, a predicted model, not a curated record